UACUUGUAUAAAUGCCGUGGCAUGCCAGGGAACCAGGAACAGUGAACACAGAAGUCCCCAGGCCAGCCCUGCCGACCCACCACGAAGAUGAAGGUCUCCAUGGCUACCCUCUGCUACAUCAUCCUUGCCGCUGCCCUUGGGACCCAGGCUGCAUCAAGCAACCGGCUCCACCAGACUCACCAGCUGCCAGGGGCAAGAGAAUGGCUGAGGACAAAGUCUGAACCUCCAUCAGUCCACACAGCCUUUCACCAGCCUGCUGACUGUUGCAACUUCUAUGUUUCACGAAGCAUCGUGUGUGCAAACAUGAAAGACUAUUUUCGAACAAGCAGUGGGUGCUCCCAACCAGGCAUCAUCUUCCUUACCAAGAAGGGGAAACGCAUCUGUGCCAAGCCCAGCGAUCCGUCAGUUCAGAAGUGUAUUUCGACACUAAUGCCUCACGGAGAAUACAGGAUCUAGAGAAUACAGAAUUAGGUCGAGGAAAAGGGACAGAAGAUGGUACUCACCACUUCCAGCUCUCAUGCCCAAAACCUCCUAUGAAUUUUUCACCUCAAUUAUUACUUCUUAAAUUUUAUUGGUCUGUUCUGAUUAGAAUAAUAAUGCAUCUAAAAUCAUAGUGUUAAAAUUAAAUUUGUUUGAAUUUUAA
Messenger RNA from Jaculus jaculus (lesser Egyptian jerboa), 643 nucleotides. RefSeq names its product C-C motif chemokine ligand 15 (gene Ccl15). The record is from RefSeq and is a predicted model, not a curated record. Gene Ontology annotation, cellular component: extracellular region. The coding region runs from base 88 to 456 and encodes 122 amino acids. Gene Ontology annotation, molecular function: chemokine activity; CCR chemokine receptor binding. Gene Ontology annotation, biological process: cellular response to type II interferon; positive regulation of ERK1 and ERK2 cascade; neutrophil chemotaxis. The transcript has 4 exons. Lineage: Eukaryota; Metazoa; Chordata; Mammalia; Rodentia; Dipodidae.